Plenodomus lingam JN3 is the source of this 1374-nucleotide messenger RNA. The record is from RefSeq and is a predicted model, not a curated record. NCBI's taxonomy places the organism in Eukaryota, Fungi, Ascomycota, Dothideomycetes, Pleosporales, Leptosphaeriaceae.
AUGGGUAGGUCGCAUGCGCUACUCUACCAGUACAUGCUUACUUGCUACUACAGUACCUACUAUCCUGCUGCCUGUUACCGGCUGCCUGCUGCGUACUACAGCAAAUCUUGGAUGUUUUUGCGUAAAAAGCCUUCCUUGCCUGGCAUGGUGGCCGAAGGUUCCCGCUUUCCUCCAGAGUCUAGACGCAUCUCACCACCUGGUCCCUCACUACCCGUUCCCGGCAUGUUGGAAAUGCAACAAGGUGUACUUGCGCGUGGAGAGGCUGCCGAUGCUGCUGCUGGGGGGCCCGUGUCCCUCUCUGCCGAGAUCAACAUGGCGACGCGAUCGCUCCACACCGCCCUCAACCGCCUCAUUACAAGCCGCCUGCCGCUCGCACUCCCUCCACACGCUCACGACGCCUCGCUCUACACGACCGGCCUCGUCCACUUUGCCCACAUCUUCCUCACCUUUGAGUCAUUAUGGGCCGAUCUACUACGAGAUCAUGUCGCAUCCAUGCCCCAAGCCGCCUCCUGGCCCACCAACGAUGAGGGCGGCACCACAUCCCCGCCCUUCUCUCCCCUCCUCUCCUAUCUCCUUGUAAACCCGUACGACUCUCCCUCGCUCUUCACUUCCACACUCGGUGCACCAACCCCACCUUCCCCACAAAUUGCUGCCUUCUUGCAAUCACUGCGCCCACACGGUCUUUUACGCUCAUCACGGCUCAAACGAGAUCUGGAGCAUCUGCUCGACCUGCACCCCACCGACCUGGAAGUCUUACUGGCCAAAUAUCCCGGAAUUAAGGUCGCGGAAUUUUGUACACAUAUUCGUAAGAGCGUCAACCAGAAGCCCUGGACGCUGGUGAGCUAUGCAUGGUGUUUCUACAUGGCUGUCUUCUCUGGCGGACGCUGGAUAAGAGGUACCUUGCUGCGCGCUCCGGACGACUACUGGCCGACUCGCCAUGACGAUAUGAGCUUAGCCGAUCGGGGAUUAUCCUUCUGGCACUUUCCCGGCGACCUCGAUGGCGAGGAUAUCAAAGCCGAAUUCAAGGCACGGCUGGCAGAUGCGGAAGCCCUCUUCUCGCCAGAUGAACGAAUCGACAUCAUCGAAGAGGCCAAGGACGUCUUCAGGUUUUGUGCGACGCUGGUCGACGAGCUCGAUGCCAUGGUCGCCGCACAAUCUCCGGAUACCGAAGCAACGUCAGCAGGGCAAGUAGAGGAGCACCUUGAAACAGAAAAAUCUGCGCUUCUGGCCCUCGCGCUUGCGCAAGGUGUGUCGGAGAAAUCUGUGACCAAGUCAAAAGACCUACUCACAAGCUUUGUCCAAAGGCCAGAGGUCACGGGGACGCUGGCUGCCGUGGCGUGUCUGGCCUGUGUUGCGUUUUUCAAGUUUUUCUAA